This is a messenger RNA of Fomitiporia mediterranea MF3/22, 381 nucleotides long. RefSeq lists its product as uncharacterized. NCBI's taxonomy places the organism in Eukaryota, Fungi, Basidiomycota, Agaricomycetes, Hymenochaetales, Hymenochaetaceae. Bases 1 to 381 code for a protein of 126 amino acids. The record is from RefSeq and is a predicted model, not a curated record. The transcript has 2 exons.
AUGGCAUGCUUGUCUGGAUCGCUGGUGGUCGCUAUCGCUGUCACCGACCGUUCUCUGUACAUCGUUGGACACAGUAGACUUCAGCCUCUUGAUAUAUAUAUAUUUGUCUUCUACACUGGAUUCAAUCGCGGGCUGGAAGCUCUCGACUGGCGAUAUUCAUUCGGCACUUGUCUGCCACUCACGAGGUUCCGAGACCAGUCAGCCCACUGCAACAGAAGGGAUAUAAGGCCAGCACUCGCGGACGACCUUCUUCCUCCAUCUUGUUCUCCUUCCUCCAUCUCCUCAGUCUGGUCCUCUGAUAUAUUCUCAAGGCGACAAGUGCUCAGCGUUGGCGACAAUCUUACAGCAACGUCCAACAAGCAGCUAGUCCGCAAGGCAUGA